UUUUGUGAUAUAUUUAGCAGAAAUUUAUCAUCACAAAGUAAAAUUACAGUUCUUAAUAACUUCUCAUUUACUUUCUUACCUUCUUAACAGUGAAAAGGCUUAAAUCUUCAAUUGAAGAGUUGAGGGCAGAGAGAAGGCUCAGAGAACUGAAAAGGGAUGCUCUCCUGCAGAAAGUACGUGAUUUACAGAAAAGAAAGGCUUCUUCAAAAGACAGAGCCCAAGAAAAACUAAACAUAGAAUUUUAUCCAGCUCGUGAAGAAUGGAGGAAGCGUUAUAUGGAAGUAAAGAAAUCAACACCUCGACUCGAAGACCAUUGCGGCAAACUAAGGCAGGAACUCGAGAAACUUGUUAAAGACAUGCUGGUCAGCGUCAAGACGGAUGCUGACUCGAAACCACACAAACCUUCCAAAAAGACCAGCUAUAAAAUCAUGAUUAUGCGCCUGCUACAAGAAGUUGAGGACCUGAGAAGGCGUCUCCAGUCUGUUACAAUUCGAUUGAAUGCAGAAACAAAGCUAAGAUCUCAGGCAGAGUUCGAAGUGAAAAGACUGAGAGAAGACCUUCUACACAAAAAGACUCAAGUCACACUUACCAGAAAACAAACUUCUUUCCCGCCAGCAGAGCAAUUUUUCAUCAGCGCAGUAUAAAUUGUUGGAUUUAUUGUGAAACAAUGGCAAGUCUUUCCAGUUCAAUUUAGAAAUUUUUUUAAGAACGUAAUAUAACAAGCCCAGUUUUUAAAUAAUGUUAAAAGUCUAUUUUAUCCUCUUCUACAGGCUCAGUUUAUAUUACAGAGUAUUUCGGAAUCAGCAAUCUUUAUGUAUAAAUUUAAAAUUCAUUUCAAAAAUGAAAUUAAAAAGUAUGAACAUAAGAAAUCAAAAAUUAAACUAAGUAAAAAUAAAAACGUUUUUAGAAUCUUACAAAUCAUUGAAAGAAGGUGGCCCAAAGACAUCAAAAUCAGUUUGAUAUCCGAAUGAGACUUGGGUAUAUUUCUAAUACAAGUAUUUUUCUAAUUUCACAUCGUUUCAGUUUUCCCCAGAAAAUCAAAUAGGUUCUAAUGUCUUUAAUCUCGCCUUUCUCAUAAAUGUUUAAGUUAUUUUGAAAACGUUUUUGGUCACAACUGGAUUACACAUUAAUUUGCAAUUAUUGUGACCAAUAAACUUUUUGAAUUAAACUUUAACAAGAAUUCAUGGAA
This is a messenger RNA of Parasteatoda tepidariorum (common house spider), 1189 nucleotides long. Lineage: Eukaryota; Metazoa; Arthropoda; Arachnida; Araneae; Theridiidae. The record is from RefSeq and is a predicted model, not a curated record.